AUGACCCGCUGCGGCACGCCGGCCUGGACCGCGCCGGAGAUCAUUCGCGGCGAGAAGUACUCCGAGAAGGCCGAUCUGUACAGCUUCGGCGUCGUCAUGUGGGAGAUGCUGACCCGCAAGCAGCCCUACGCCGGACGCAACUUCAUGGGCGUCUCGCUGGACGUGCUCGAGGGCAAGAGGCCCCAGAUUCCCCAGGACUGCCCCGCCGAGUACAAGAAGAUCAUGAAGAAGUGCUGGCACAACAAGCCCGAGAAGCGGCCCAAGAUGGAGGACGUGGUCACGUUCCUCGAUUCGCUCAUCGGCGAAGACAACGACCGGGACCAGCCCUGA
Acanthamoeba castellanii str. Neff is the source of this 330-nucleotide messenger RNA. RefSeq names its product serine/threonine protein kinase, putative. Gene Ontology annotation, biological process: protein phosphorylation. The transcript has 2 exons. The record is from RefSeq and is a predicted model, not a curated record. Gene Ontology annotation, molecular function: protein tyrosine kinase activity; ATP binding. The coding region runs from base 1 to 330 and encodes 109 amino acids. Lineage: Eukaryota; Discosea; Longamoebia; Acanthamoebidae.